AUGGAUUAUCAGCAAAAAAUAAUUGAAAUAUUACAAAAGAAUUAUAACAAAAUAUCUUAUUAUGAAAAGAUAAUAACAAGUUUAGAAUAUAUACUAGAACUUGAAGAGACUGAACAACAUCAAUCCUACCAAGAAUUAAUUCAAAUAUUGAUUGAAGAAGAAUCAACUUCACAAGAGUUGAUAAAAGCAAUCAAAGAAAUACAACAAAGUUCUGAAGAAAGAUUUGAGCAAACCUUAGAAUUGGCAAAGAAAAUUGCACUCAAGAAAAUAGAAAUAUAUAAAGAAUCUGCAAAAGAAAUUUAUGAAUCAAUCAAUACUCAUCUAGAAGCAAUCCUACAAGAAGGAAAAGAAAAUCAACAACAGUCAUACUAA
Molecule: messenger RNA, 372 nt
Organism: Cetraspora pellucida
Lineage: Eukaryota; Fungi; Glomeromycota; Glomeromycetes; Diversisporales; Gigasporaceae
Source: the annotation of a GenBank genome assembly